ACACAAUGCCCCAAAGUGUUGGGCAAGGGAGAAAGUGGUGUACAUCCAUUCAGUCUACCCAGUAACGUCAGGAAAAAGCAGAUUGCUACCGCUGCGUGACGGUCUUGGCACCUCUGCCCAGGCUCCAGCCUUCAGCCCCAGCCUUGUGCAUCUUUGGUGAUUCACCAUGCGGUUUUUCCUGGCCUGCUGUCUCCUUGGUGCUCUCCUAGCUACAGGCACCUGUCUUGAGUGUCCUUCUUGCAUUGGUCAUGGAAGCAGUUGUAGUGGUGAUAUGAUUACUUGCGACGCUGAUGAAGACACAUGCAUAAUCCAACUGAAGGAGUUCACACAGCUUCCUACAACAUUGAGAUUCAUAAACAAGGGAUGUAGCAAAUCCAGCACUUGCAAACAUGAUGUGGCUGAAGCAAAUUUAGGAAGAGGAUUUUAUCUGAGAUCAAGAAGGGUCUGCUGCAUUGGGGAUGAGUGUAAUAACAUUUUGAGUCCUGUGCUGCCACCACCAGACACCAAACCCAAUGGGUACCACUGUCCUGGAUGCGCUGGAGUGUUCUCAUCUAAAUGUCAUGCAGAGUCUGUUCCCUGUGUCGGAUCGCAGAACCAGUGUACUGAACUCGCAGGGAAUUUUACAGGAAUAUUUUUAACCACAGAAUUUGGUGUCAAGGCCUGUGCUACUGAGGCUUUCUGUGCCAUGUCUGCAGCAGGUAUCAAGAACUUUGCACACCUGGGUGUAGCGAUGUCUAAGCAAAAGUGCAUUCCAGCAUCCAAGAUUUCCACCUAAGCUCCAUAACCAGUUGACUUCUCCAACCCAGAAUGUCAUCACCAUCCUUCUUAUUGAAAUAGCCUGUCUUAUUUGAUAACCUCUCAUUUGAAGGCUUGGCUCUUAACUCCCACACUGAUUGAUUGAUUGAUUGAUUGAUUGAUUGAUUGAUUGAUUGAUAAGUUUUUCCUAGAGUCAAAUUCAUUAAAAAAAGCCUCUUUUAAACCA
Elgaria multicarinata webbii is the source of this 982-nucleotide messenger RNA. RefSeq names its product phospholipase A2 inhibitor gamma subunit B-like. The record is from RefSeq and is a predicted model, not a curated record. Gene Ontology annotation, cellular component: extracellular region. The transcript is spliced from 6 exons. Gene Ontology annotation, molecular function: phospholipase inhibitor activity. Bases 167 to 775 code for a protein of 202 amino acids. Lineage: Eukaryota; Metazoa; Chordata; Lepidosauria; Squamata; Anguidae.